GGCAUUUGUUAUUUUGCAGAUGUUAAGAAUGAAUUUCCCUGAAUCACAGAAGUCAUUUGAAAAUUUGAGUCGUUUAUGGGCGCUUAUUAUGAUAGUUUGUACAGACCUAUUUCGGGAGGUUCUCAGUUACUACAUUAAAACUUCUGACUUGAGAUUAGAGGCUGACAAACAUAGAAGAAAAUUGGAAAUGGUCUUAAAUGUUCCAGAGAAAAGAAUUCUUUAUCCAAUAAAGAAAGAAAAACCACUUGCUUUAACUGACAUGGAUUUCUUACUGCUUUAUAAACUUUUACGCAACAUUUGUCACAUCCCAUUUUCUUCCGGUUGGGGACAAGCUCCACAGAGAGGGGACAGAAGCAUUGGGGCUUGUAUUGAGAGAAUAAGAUUCCUAAGAAAUAUGUUAGCGCACACAAAUGGAAUAGUAGGAGAGGAUGAUUUUGAAUAUUAUUGGGCUGAAUUGCGGGAUGCUGUUGUCUUAAUUGAAGAAGGGUUGAUUGGUGGAGAUAAAUAUCGAAUGAAAAUCGAGUCAUUGCGCACAGGGAAUCUCUCUACGUCACCAGAAAGCAAUCAAGAGGAGCUAAGAAUAAUAAAAGCUUUCCGUUCAGAGCAUCCUGCAGUAGAAACAACAAGUGAUGAAAAAGAAAGAGUACAGCGAGAACGACAUUUUUCAUUUCAGUAUUGCCGGAAAUCCCAAGGGUAUGUUUUUAUUUCGGUUGGGAAGGUAAACAUGGCCGAUAGAAAAAGCAAAGUAUCGAAAAAACUCCGAGGGUCUGCAUUAUCAGCAAAGAAAAUGAAUCAGUAUCAUUAUUUUGACCAACUUCUAACUAUUCUUGAAAAACAUGAUGAGUUCACAACUAGUGCUUUCGGGAUACCCAAGCAGCUAUUCACAGCGGCUGCAGGCACUGUUGUGGGUGGCAUGAUCGGUGGACCACUUGGCGCAAUGGUCGGGGGGGCUGCAGGGCUUACUAUAACACACCUGUGGUCACAGGCGAAAACUCCAAUUAUUGAUGCAUUGAGAAGCCUUAAUAACGAACAGAAGGAAACUGUUGUACGUGUUGUACAGGCUCUUGUUGGGGCUACACCAAUCGGUUCAUUUCUUAAUAAUGCGAGCCAAAAAAAGGAGUUACUUAGCCUCCUGUAUAACACUUUGGUGGAAUUAUUGAAUAAAAGAUAAGUUGGGAUACAUAUAAUCUGCAUAAAGCUUUGAAAGAGUUAUACUCUUUCAAGUAUCAAUAUAUGUUGUUCCGUUGCUCUCAUAGAUUGUGAGUGUGUUUUACAGGAAUUAUUUCAAAUUUUCUAAACUUUGUUGUAAUUAUUUAAUAAAUAUUUUGUUGACAUCUA
Magallana angulata is the source of this 1338-nucleotide messenger RNA. RefSeq lists its product as uncharacterized. The record is from RefSeq and is a predicted model, not a curated record. Bases 20 to 1171 code for a protein of 383 amino acids. The transcript is spliced from 5 exons. NCBI's taxonomy places the organism in Eukaryota, Metazoa, Mollusca, Bivalvia, Ostreida, Ostreidae.